This is a messenger RNA of Cavia porcellus (domestic guinea pig), 1782 nucleotides long. It is a transcript of the gene Krt13, whose product is annotated as keratin 13. Gene Ontology annotation, cellular component: keratin filament; cytoskeleton. NCBI's taxonomy places the organism in Eukaryota, Metazoa, Chordata, Mammalia, Rodentia, Caviidae. Gene Ontology annotation, molecular function: structural molecule activity. The record is from RefSeq and is a predicted model, not a curated record. The transcript has 8 exons. The coding region runs from base 232 to 1536 and encodes 434 amino acids. Gene Ontology annotation, biological process: intermediate filament organization; epithelial cell differentiation.
AUCCAUCCCCAAAGACACAACCCACCCUGGAGAUCAGAGGUCCCCGGGCUUGUGGGAAGCAGAGUGUACCUGGCACCAAGUCAGAGGUGGAGAGGGGUGGGGAGAAGUCCCACCCCAAGGAGGGCGCAUAAAAGGCGUCCACUCCGGGGAAGAGCCAUCGUCCUUGGCUCAGCCAAACCCAGCUCAGUGCUCUUCUGUGCCUGCUCUCCUGCUCUCUGUCUCGCUCCCAACAUGAGCUGUCGCCUGCAGACCUCCUCUUCCAGCUAUGGAGCGGGCUACGGGGGUGGCUCCUGCCAGCUCGGGGGUGGCCGCAGCUUCUCUACCUGCUCCACUCGGUUUGCCUCCGGAGGGUCAGCUGGAGGCUACGGGGCAGGCAUGAGUUGUGGCUUUGGUGCAGGGGCUGGCAGCGGCUUCGGAGGAGGCUAUGGCGGGGGUUUUGGCGGCAGCUUCGGCGGUGGCUUCGGUGAUUUUGGUGGUGGUGAUCGUGGCCUCCUGUCCGGCAAUGAGAAGAUCACCAUGCAGAACCUCAACGACCGCCUGGCCUCCUACUUGGACAAGGUGCGCGCUCUGGAGGAGGCCAACGCCGACCUGGAGGUGAAGAUCCGGGACUGGUACCAGAAGCAGAGCCCGGUCAGCCCUGAGCGGGACUACAGCCGCUACUACAAGGACAUCGAGGAGCUGCGGGCCAAGAUCCUGGCAGCCACCACUGAGAACAACCAGGUCAUCCUGGAGAUCGACAACGCCAGGCUGGCUGCGGACGACUUCAGGCUCAAGUACGAGAACGAGCUGGCCCUGCGCCAGGGUGUAGAGGCGGACAUCAACGGGCUGCGCAGGGUGCUGGACGAGCUGACCCUGUCCAAGACCGACCUGGAGAUGCAGAUCGAGAGCCUGAAUGAGGAGCUGGCCUACCUGAGGAAGAACCACGAGGAGGAGAUGAAGGAGUUCAGCAAGCAGGUUGUGGGCCAGGUCAACGUGGAGAUGGAUGCCACCCCAGGCGUGGACCUGACCCGCGUGCUGGCCGAGAUGAGGGAGCAGUACGAGGCCAUGGCGGAGAAGAACCGCAGGGAUGCCGAGGCCUGGUUCCAGAGCAAGAGCGCGGAGCUGAACAAGGAGGUGGCCUCCAACACGGAGAUGAUUCAGACCAGCAAGACGGAGAUCACGGAGCUGAGGCGCACGCUGCAGGGGCUGGAGAUCGAGCUGCAGUCCCAGCUGAGCAUGAAAGCCGGCCUGGAGGGCACCUUGGCAGAGACCGAGUGCCGCUACGCCCUGCAGCUGCAGCAGAUCCAGGGGCUCAUCAGCGGCAUCGAGGCUCAGCUGGCUGACCUGAGGGCAGAGACCGAGUGCCAGAACCAGGAGUACAAGAUGCUGCUGGACAUCAAGACACGCUUGGAGCAGGAGAUUGCCACCUACCGCAGCCUGCUCGAGGGCCAGGACGCCAGGUUGGCUGUGUCAGCCUCCUCUGCAGGAAGUGGCAGUGCCACCUCUAACGUCUCCGGCUCUGGCUCUCCCCGACGCUCUGACAUCCGCAGGUUUUAACCUGCUUCCUCUGCCCUGCAGGAUAGAGGGCCACUGUGGAGGCCCAGGCUCUCCCUUGCCCCCUGCCCUGGCAUCCCCUGAGGAGGGGCCCUUCCUUUCCUCAUGAUCCUCCCCCUCCCCACUCUCUGCUCCCCACCCCUUCCCCACCCCCGCACCCCGCACCCCACGCAAUGAGCACUGCCUUGUCUCAGCUCCUCCGCUGAGAGCAGCGGCUGAUCCAAUAAAGCUUCCUGCCUUGCAAGUGUA